This is a messenger RNA of Vitrella brassicaformis, 1054 nucleotides long. The record is from the annotation of a GenBank genome assembly. NCBI's taxonomy places the organism in Eukaryota, Vitrellaceae.
UCAAAGGGAGGCGCCAUGGUCGAGCAAGACGCGAAUGCAUCUGCGCGCCGAGGGAAUCGACGAUUUGUCCUUCCCCGCCUCCUCGCGCCGACAGUCUGCAACCACCCGUCCGGCCUCUGCCAGGAUGCGGCGAUUUCGCGCGUGGUUGAUGUGUCGCCCCAUGCCGUGGUUGAGCAUCCACGUGAGCACCUCAGGGUCGGAUGCGGUGACAGCGCAUCGAAUGAUGUCUCCCAGCCCAAGGAAUCGGGCAAAGCUCGGUCGAAGGCUGAGAACCUGGGGAUCUCCAGCCAUGAGCGCUUUGAAGAGAGGCAGGUCCAUCUCGUCCAAUGCAUUCCAUAUGGGCUGGCCGAAGUUCACAUCCGCUCCGGCGCUGACCAGCUCUUUGACCACGCAGGGCCUCGCCUUCUUGCUCGGCCACUCUUGCAGGACGCCCUCCAUGCUGUUGACGGCCAGUUGGAUGAGCGAGAAGAGGUGGGCACCAUCGUCAAGAGAGGGGAUCGUGACGAUGGCGACGAUAGCCCUCGGGUCUCCGCCCCAUGUGUUUAUGAGGUGGACGUAUCUUCCUGGGGGGUUGAUCUCUCGGGCGAUGAUGCUGUUGACGAGGCCGACAGUGGCAGCCAUGUUCCUGUCUCGGCGGAACUUGAUGCACUGGCAGAAAGGCUGCCGCCUGCGGGAUCGUCCAAGUUGAACCACUUUAUCACCAUCAGUCGCCGGUUGGACAGGUGGGCUGGAUACCCCUAGACACACACGAACGAGGCCGGGAUGUGUUGCUUGUCCUUCUCCUCCCUCAGGAGGCCGGCAGUGAAUGCUCACGUGGGGGAGGGAGGCUCCUGCUUGAGUAGGUUCGUUUCGUCGGUGGGCUUAGCCUCCGUCCGGGGUACCGUCUGGAGGUGCGGAUGGGCCGGUUGGCGGGUGGCAAAUUGGUCGAUGACGUACUGUUUCCCAUUCUUCUCCGUUCGCUCCCCUUCACUCCACGUGGGGGUGAGCCCCACCGACAGUAAUUCGUCUCUCUUUUAACGACAAGGUAGACCUUAGAUCUCCCGCUUCGUCGUUG